Molecule: messenger RNA, 828 nt
Organism: Cooperia oncophora
Lineage: Eukaryota; Metazoa; Nematoda; Chromadorea; Rhabditida; Trichostrongylidae
Source: the annotation of a GenBank genome assembly
AUGCGGGGAAAACGCAAUGCGGAACAAGGCCAUUUCCGCGGCUGGUCACGUCAAGCUCGUGAUGCUGCUUUCUUUGGCAAUAGCAGCACAACGAAUCGACGCAAUGAUGAUACGGAUGACGUAGAUACGCUGUCGUCACGUGUAAGCGGUGUGCAGCUGCUACUUCCACGCCGAGACGAGGAUGAUACAACAUCAACUAGAGAACAACGAAACAGCAGUACGCUCCCAAAAGAACGCAAAACAGGUUUAAUGCUGGCAGCUCGAAGCUCACAUGCUAGCACUCCAGAGAAGGCGAAAAAAGAACAGGGGCCUGUCAUCCUCGCUAAAGAUCCAGUUAUGGUUGACGGUGUGAAAUUUAUUAGUGACAGUAUGGAUGUCUGCGAACAAUUGCUGGAGUUCCUCAGUGGUGAAAACAGCAACUACAAUAUAAUUUCUGCUAUUGGUCCACAGGGCGCUGGUAAAUCAACUAUUCUGAGUAUGAUUGGAGGGAAUAAUUCACAAGAUAUGUAUACCAGGCAGUACAUAUUCCGCCCAGCUUCUCGCGAAGCACUGGAAAGUUCUCGUCACCAGACAACGAAAAUGCAUGCUUACAUAACGAAAUCUAAACAGAUAUUUUUGGACUGCCUCAAACUGCGCGCUUCGUUGAGUGCUGAGGAGACACUGAGAUACGCAGAUCUCGCUAGGGACGGACGCUACGCUAUUAACAAUUAUAUUGAGAUUGUGAAACUGAUAGCCUUUCUCAUUCAAAUCUCCCACACUGUACUUAUCUGCUCUGAUUGGCUUAUCGAUAUUGAGAUGAUAAAGCUUAAAGCUAUAUCCAUAGGCUAA